UCAACGAGUAGGCCGCACGCGCUGCUGGUAUUGGUGCUCGCGCUCGUCUGUAAAUUGUUUAAAUAAAAACCUAAAUACACCAAGCAGCGAGUCAUCUGCGCUCAGUGGUACGCCGGCUGCUCAAAGAGAGAGUUCCCUAUUAGCGGACAAAUUCAAAAAAAAGUGUAGCGCGUGCGUUAAAAGGCUGGCCAGCGCAUAAAUACAAACAGCAACAACAACAACAACAACAGCAAAAAAAACUCACCACACACAAGCACACGCACACACACACACGCGCGCCACUACACCCAUACAACAGCCAGCACAAUGAUCAACAUGGACAUUAGCGUAACGCCCAACUAUUCCUAUAUCUUCGAUUUCGAGAACGAUUUCAUACACCAGCGCACACGCAAAUGGAUGCUGGAGAACUGGACCUGGGUGUUCUACUAUUGCGGCAUUUACAUGCUGGUCAUAUUCGGUGGACAGCACUUUAUGCAAAAUCGGCCGAGAUUUCAGUUACGUGGACCGCUGAUCAUAUGGAACACGCUGCUGGCGAUGUUCAGCAUAAUGGGCGCCGCUCGCACCGCGCCGGAACUGUUGCACGUGCUGCGUCAUUACGGGCUAUUCCAUUCGGUCUGUGUGCCCAGCUACAUUGAACAAGAUCGCGUGUGCGGCUUCUGGACCUGGCUCUUUGUGCUGAGCAAACUGCCCGAACUGGGCGAUACGAUAUUCAUAGUGUUGCGCAAACAGCCGCUAAUCUUCCUGCACUGGUAUCAUCACAUUACGGUGCUAAUCUACUCGUGGUUCAGCUAUACGGAAUACACUAGUUCCGCACGCUGGUUCAUUGUGAUGAACUACUGUGUGCAUUCGGUGAUGUACAGCUAUUAUGCACUGAAGGCGGCCCGAUUCAAUCCGCCGCGAUUCAUCUCGAUGAUCAUCACGUCGCUGCAGCUGACACAAAUGAUAAUUGGCUGUGCAAUUAAUGUGUGGGCAAACGGAUUCCUGAAGACGCACGGCACCCAAUCGUGCAAUAUAUCGCAGCGCAACAUCAAUCUAUCGAUCGCCAUGUACUUCAGCUAUUUUGUGCUGUUCGCGCGCUUCUUCUACAAGGCGUACCUGUCGCCCGGCGGACACAAGAGCCGUCGCAUGGCCGCCUCCCUGGUUGCCCAGAAUACCGCCAAGCUGGCCGAUGGCCCGACGGCAUCCGUUGCCGAUUCCAGUCUGUCCGGCAAAUAUGUUGGCGAGGAUGCACAGGCUGCCUAUAUGCGCAAGGCUAAGGCGCAGUAGAGCCACACUAUAAGCGCCCCCCCCAAACCUAACCCCCCCUUCACACUCCCCCGUCACCAACCAACUAAAGGCUAAGGACAUUUAUUUAUGCAGUACCGAGGUGUAAAAGUUGUUUUUUAAUUUUAAAAAGGGCCGACACAAACAGUUAGAGCGAGACAGCAGGCGCACACGAGGGGCGUUCGAUAAAUUUAAUAUUAAGCGUAGAGUUUUACCAGGCGGCUGGCUUACUAAAACAAACACAUAAAUAUAUAUAUAUAUAUAUAUAUAUAUAAAUUUCCAGAAAUAUAUGUUUAUAUAACGUCAUGUACAUAAUGAAAUCGAAAUUCGAAGCGCAGCCCAAUUCCGAUGAAUGUUUUUGUAAAAAGUUAGCUAUGGAAUGUAAAAACCUUUUCCUCUGCCUAUAUAUGCUAUAUAUAGCGUUUAUUUUUUUUUUCUUUUGAUAUUGCAGUUUAAGCCAAAAGUUCUCUAGUUUUCAUUUGUUUUUUAACUGUAAAAGGAAAUUACGAAAAAUAUAAUAUACAUAUAUAUAUAGAAACAUUCUCAAAUUGAGUUCAGACCGCCGCUCAGUUAUCCCUACGAAUACUUACCCACAUAUAUAUAUUUAUAUAUAUAUAUAUAUAUAUACCUAUACACAAUAUAUAUACACAUAUAUAUAACCUGUGUUGGCAAAUGCGCAUUUUUUUGGUAUUUUCUUUGGUAUUUUUUUUAUGUAGCUGAAACUGAUUUCUACUCGAAAUAUGAAUGAAGCGAAAAAGAAAAAUGGGGAAAAUAGAUUAGUUGCCCAACUUGUUCAAUUUAAAGCGCAAAUUGUUAUUGUAAAGUAAAAACCAAAACAAAACAAAGCAAAACAAACAAAAAACUGUAUUCAAUAACUAAUUUUGAUAAAACGUGCAGGGGCGUGCAAUUAGUUUGGAUUUUUUAUUUUUUGAAAUUUUUAUGAUCCAGAACAAAGUUUCUAACAGCGAGCAGAAAACGUGAGAAAGUAAAACAAGAAACAAAAAUUAGAGAGAAAGCGAAGAAGAAAAAGCAGCAGCAAACAGUCCUCGAUAAACGUAAACAAAGAAAACAAAGCAAAUGUUUAAAUUAUAUAUUUAUAUUUGUAAGCAGAAGCGUUUAACAGCAAACAAAAAGUCCUACUUGAAAAGUUAAUUUAGUCUAAACGAUGCAUGAUCAUGAUAAAUCGAUAAAGAGACACACACACACACACAACAAAAGAGAGAGAGAGAGGGAGAGAGAGAGAGAAUGAGAGUAAUGAGAAAGCUGCAGCGUAGCGGAUUGCGCAUGCGUAAUUCUGCGAGCCAGUCAAAAUGUGAACGAAAUUCAACAAGAUAACAACAAAAGAAAAUUAAGCGAACAAAUUGAAUUUUUUGUCGGGUAAUAUAGUAAAGAAAGUAAAGAGAAUUGAUGAAAAGCUAAGAAAAACAACGGAUAAAUAAAA
Messenger RNA from Drosophila virilis, 2704 nucleotides. RefSeq names its product elongation of very long chain fatty acids protein baldspot (gene Baldspot). Gene Ontology annotation, biological process: very long-chain fatty acid biosynthetic process; sphingolipid biosynthetic process; fatty acid elongation, saturated fatty acid. The record is from RefSeq and is a predicted model, not a curated record. Lineage: Eukaryota; Metazoa; Arthropoda; Insecta; Diptera; Drosophilidae. Gene Ontology annotation, cellular component: endoplasmic reticulum membrane. Gene Ontology annotation, molecular function: fatty acid elongase activity.